ACCUCAGAAUAGCUUCCACCUGGGGAGCUCAGCUUUUCCCUUGUUUGUUUACUUUCUUCCGGGCAGCAGUUAGCUACGUACUUGGAAACUAAUCGCUUCAGUUACACUUAAAAUCUGUUUUCAAGAUGGGAUGUGAUGGCGGAACGAUUCCCAAAAGGCAUGAGUUGGUUAAAGGCCCCAAAAAAGUCGAGAAGGUUGAUAAGAAUGCUGAACUAGCUGCCAAGUGGAAGCACUGUGGCUUGAGCCAGGAGAAACUCCGGCGCCCAAUCGUUGCCUGUGAGCUGGGCAGGCUUUACAACAAAGAUGCUAUUAUUGAGUACCUCCUGGAUAAAUCUGCUGAGAGACCCAACGCCGAGGCUGUAACACACAUCCACGGUAUCAAGGACAUAAAAGAGCUCAACUUGACUGAUAACCCUGAAUGGGAGGGAGAGAGGAGAAACGCAAAAGGAGACAGAUAUGAGGACAUCCACUGUGGCAUGUUCAUUUGUCCUGUUGUUGGUUUGGAAAUGAAUGGAAAGCACAGGUUCUGUUACUUGCAGACCUGUGGCUGUGUGUUUUCAGAGAGGGCCCUGAAGGAGGUCAAGACGGAAAUCUGCCAUAAAUGUGGAGAUCCUUUCAAAGAAGACGACGUUGUUGUGCUCAAUGGCACAAAGGAAGAGAUUGAUAAGCUGAGAGAGAAGAUGGAGGAGAGGCGAGCCAAGACUAAAACUAAGAAAUCCAAGAAGAGCAAGGCAGUUGAAACUGUGUCCACACCAGCAGAGUCAAUAGAAGAUGCUCAGUCUUCACCAGCAGGUGGAGCUGGGAAGUCUCUGCAGAAUGGAGGCGAAUGCAGCCAGUCAGCUGUGGCUGGACCAUCUGGCUCCUCUCAAGACACCAAUGCCUCCACAGUCUCUGCUACCAAGAGGUCCAUCCAGGACAUGCAGGGGAAGUCUGAAGUCUUUAAAUCCCUGUUCACCACACACAGCUCAGCCAAACGCUCCAAAGACCAGAUAUCCAACUGGGUCACCCACACCCCUUAUCACUUCUAGCAGCUGUUCUUUUUUUUUAGAUGGCUUCAGAAAAUGUAACCACUGCAAAAGUCACCAGUUUGUGGACUCGUUCCCUGUUGUCCAGCCUCCAGUAGCUCGGUGUUUACAUGCUGUGAACAUUUAGCUCCCUAAACAGCUGACUCUGUUUUGUUACCCCCGUGUAACCCCCCCCCCCCCCCCCCCCACCCACACACACACACACACACACACACACCUCUGCAGCUGUUGUCAGUGAGACUUUAUUACUGAUGCUGAGAUUUAUCAUCUCUGCUCUGCUGCCCCCUAGUGUCCACGGUUACUCCUUUCUAGGUUUAAAGUUUUACUCUUCAUUUAACUAGAGGACAAGGCUAAAUGUGUGAGUAGCAAUCCCUGUUGGAUUAUAAUCAAUGUUCAUGAGUGAACUAAUAAAGGUUUCUCUUAAUAUAUCUUUGAUAUGUUAAAACAUUUUGCUCUUUUUUCUUCUUUUUAUAAAGCUUGUUUAACUUUUGGCUGUUCUUUGCGUCCUUUCUAAAAGGAAGAGCCAAAAGUAACCUCAAGAAUAUAAAAACUUCUAGUAUUGCAAAAAAUAAACAAAUGAGCACACAGCAAAGAAAAGGAGCUUUUAUGUGACGGGAGGACGCCAAAUGUCCUUUUAACUCAGACUGUAUUCAAUUUUGAGCAUCACAGGCUUCGGUAUUUUCUUUUUCUCUCAAACAAUGGGUCUCUGUCUAUUUGUGUCUCUGGGCCUUUUGUGGAAAAUUGUUUGAUGUGAAAAGUAACAAUCUGUUACACAGUAUACGUUCUUCUCCGGGCACCAGCUUCUUCUGUGCGUGAUUUAGUACAUUUUGUUGUUGCUGUUUGCAAUUUAGCUGACUGUUGCAUGUGACAAAUAAUACGAUUUUAUUCAGUUGCCUUUGUCUUUCAGUCAUUUCCUGGUUUUGUCGAAUACACAGUGCGUCCUCUGAGCCACUGACUUAGGUCACAGAUGCAAAGCAGAGCUACCUGCAAUGACAACAACAUGUUGUUUCUUUCAUGAGAGAAUCCAUGUAAUUAAACCAACUAAAGCUC
This is a messenger RNA of Nothobranchius furzeri (turquoise killifish), 2075 nucleotides long. It is a transcript of the gene rtf2, whose product is annotated as replication termination factor 2. Gene Ontology annotation, biological process: site-specific DNA replication termination at RTS1 barrier; mitotic DNA replication termination. The record is from RefSeq and is a predicted model, not a curated record. Lineage: Eukaryota; Metazoa; Chordata; Actinopteri; Cyprinodontiformes; Nothobranchiidae. Gene Ontology annotation, cellular component: nucleus.